Messenger RNA from Chara braunii, 1421 nucleotides. NCBI's taxonomy places the organism in Eukaryota, Viridiplantae, Streptophyta, Charophyceae, Charales, Characeae. The record is from the annotation of a GenBank genome assembly.
GUAAUCGAGAGAAAACAAUACCGAGGAAAGAAGACCACGUUGAGCGCAGCGAGUGGAAAUGCAAAAGUUGGACAAGGGAGCGACGCACACGGAGAAGAGCCCAAAAGCCACAAUGACAGAAGCCGAAGAAACAACGGAGAGGACAGCGGCAAAUUGCAAAAUAAUGACAAUGGAAGCUAUGUUGGAGAGAUGGGAGCACCUGUCACGGAAGGACCCGUGGUACAACAGGAUGUACUUGUAUGCGACAAGGGGAACAAUCCGGUCAGCGGAUCUGGGACGUUCAGAGUCGUGUGAGAAGACGAGACAGGGAAAGAAGGGCGAUAACACAUCAAGCUCGUCGGACGGGUUGGAGGUUGUUGACGAGUCCAACAUAUAUCCACUCACAUGGAAAGGCAGAAGGGAGGAGAUUCGACUGGGGGAGGCCGAUGUGAUGUGCUUGGUCGUUGGGAAGUGGCUCAAUGACAAUGUAAUGAACAUGUAUUUGCAGUCAGUGUACGAAGAGCAAUGUCAAGGUAAGGACACCGCAGAAGUGCAUGUGUGCACAACGUUUUGGAAUCCGCAACUGCUCGUUAAUCAGCAAGGUGACAUAGCGAAAAGGGGAUGGGUGUUGCGUGUGAAGAGUCGGACGACCAAAGUCCAUCUACAGUGUAAAGACCUCGAGGUUGCACCGCUUGUGCUUAUUCCAAUUAACCACAAGCAUAAGUGGAUGCUGCUCAUAUUGUUGAAUGUAAGGGAGUUUUGGACCGAUGAUACAUGCCCCAACGCCAUAAUCGUCGACUCGUGUCAUGGGUAUGCAAGUCCAGAUUGGAAGGAGUUGAAGACAUUAUUGUGGCACGAGUACCUCAACGACAACAAAAGGGGUCCGGAUGUCACACGACAACUGGUGGACAAGUCGUGGAACACUUGUAGAGACGUGUUCGGUCGUGGACUCAUCCAUGCGAGGUGUUCACAACAAAGUAACAGAGAGGAUUGUGGUGUGUAUGUAUGUUGCAUGGCAGAAGAGCUUGCACAUCCCCCAACACGGAAUGGCAUCUCGAAAGACGACGUACUGGAGAUUGUAGAGAAGAUGCACAUCGAUGAAAGAAUUGUUCGAGACUUCCGCGUCAGAGCUCUCGAUCGCAUUGCAGAGUGCGCAGCAGCAGCAAAAGGUCACAAGAGUGUUGGAGAACACCGCACGCUAGCUCGUGCAAUGAGAGCGAAGAUAAGAAAAGACGGUGGCGAACUGCCUUAGACAACGACGCAAGUGGCAUGCCGGCGGGACGAUGAUUGGGGGGGGGGGAUCGUGAUUUCGAAAAACGGAGGAGGACUGGAGGUGUAUAUUAAGAGGAAGUUGGGGAACAAUAUUGAAUGCGCCAUAUUUUUUUUUUCUUUUCUUGCAUGGACAAGAUAUCUUACCCUGUCAACAAAUAAUAUGAGAAACA